Messenger RNA from Trifolium pratense (red clover), 1249 nucleotides. RefSeq names its product nicotianamine synthase-like. Gene Ontology annotation, molecular function: nicotianamine synthase activity. Bases 56 to 1018 code for a protein of 320 amino acids. NCBI's taxonomy places the organism in Eukaryota, Viridiplantae, Streptophyta, Magnoliopsida, Fabales, Fabaceae. The record is from RefSeq and is a predicted model, not a curated record. The transcript has a single exon. Gene Ontology annotation, biological process: nicotianamine biosynthetic process.
GGCCAAGUUGUAUGUUUUCUUGAACCAAGUCUUCUCAUAACCUCAUAGUGUCGACAUGGUUUGCCAAGAAGAGGUAUUGAUUGAAAAAGUUUUAAAUUUGUAUAAACAAAUUUCAAGUCUUGAAUCUCUCAAACCUAGCAAAAAUGUCGACAUGCUUUUCACCGAUCUUGUCCUCACAUGCAUGCCACCUAGUCCUAUAGAUGUCAUAACCCUCCCAAAAACAUUGCAAGAAAAAAGAUCCCAUCUUAUAAGGCUAUGUGGUGAAGCUGAAGGGUAUUUGGAGAGACACUACUCAGCCAUAUUAGGCUCAUAUCAAAACCCUCUUGACCAUCUCCAUAUUUUCCCUUACUAUUCUAACUACAUCAAACUUGGUCACCUUGAGUUUUCACUCCUUAGCCAACACUGCACUCAUGUCCCUAGUAAAAUUGCUUUUAUUGGUUCUGGACCCCUUCCCCUUACUUCAAUUGUUUUGGCAUCAAAUCACUUGCCUUCAACCACUUUUCACAAUUAUGACAUCGACCCUUUAGCCAAUUCAAGUGCUAUGCACCUGGUUUCAUCUGAUCCUGACUUGUCAAACCGAAUGGUUUUUCACACCAGUGACAUAUUGGAUGUGUCAAACGAUUUGAAAGACUAUGAAAUUGUUUACUUGGCUGCCCUUGUAGGUAUGGACAAGGAGGAAAAGAAUCGAAUCAUCGAUCAUUUAGGGAAGCACAUGGCUCCAGGAGCACUUCUUAUGCUAAGGAGUGCUCAUGGGGCUCGUGCUUUUCUGUAUCCGGUGGUUGAACCUUCUGAUCUUCGAGGCUUUGAAGUCCUCUCUGUGUUCCAUCCUAUGGACGAGGUUAUCAAUUCAGUUGUCAUAUCGCGUAAGUAUCCUAUGCCUAAACACUCAAUUGAUCAAGGUCUUGGUUCCAUGAUCCUACCAAACAAGUGUUCUGAGAUUCAAGUCAUUAACCCCCUUAGGGGCCUCAACCAUGGGAAUAUGAUUGAGGAAUUGACCAUUGAGGAUCAACUCUUGUAAACUCUUACCCUAGCUGAUUUGCAUUAUAUAUAUCUACUACUUAUAUACUUAAUUAGUGUCUCUAGCACUUGCUAGCUUGAAUGAAGAUUGGGUUGUGUCAUUACAAUUUAGUUGUAAUAUAUUUAUAUUUAUGUCUCUCCGAGUGCUUUGUAUUUCAUGGAGCACAACAGAUGUGAUUUUCAUAAUGUUGUUAUUAAAUUUUCAAUAAAUAUAAAGAGAUAUUAUUGUUUA